CCGAACACCCGAGAUCCUACACUGGCUCUGCUCUGUCGGGCUGGGCCGCACCAGGAAGGUCACCUUCCCUCUCAGAGCCCUGUGGCUGUCCAUCGCACACAGAGACUAGAGCUGAACUUCAUCACCCAGAGCCAGCGAGUCAUGGGCCACAUUUUCCACACCCUGACAUCUCUCAUUUAACCAGAAGACGUGGAGGGGAGCCACCGCCCCUGACCAUGUAGACACCACCUCCGGGAGCAGCAUGGGCCCCACUGGAUGGAGACUCCUGGGUCUACAGCCCUGAGCCCCUCCGGCCCCUGGACUUCACCCCACACCCGGGGACACCCCUUGGAGCUCACCACCACUGUCACCAGCCCGCCUCGGCCACCACCUCCCCUGGGGACCCGGAGUCGGCCACCUGGAGCCACAGCCGUCCAGUGAGGGUGUGCUGAGGACAGCCACACACAGCCCCCACCUGCAGCCUCUGGUCCAGUGCUGAGUCUCGGGCCUGCCCCGAGCAGGGGCUGUGGCAAACAUGGGUGACAUGACCAACAGCGACUUUUACUCCAAAAACCAAAGAAACGAGUCGAGCCAUGGGGGCGAGUUCGGGUGCACGAUGGAGGAGCUCCGCUCCCUCAUGGAGCUGCGGGGCACUGAGGCCGUGGUCAGGAUCAAGGAGACCUACGGGGACACCGAGGCCAUCUGCCGGCGCCUCAAGACCUCACCUGUCGAAGGCUUGCCGGGCACCGCUCCAGACCUGGAGAAGAGAAAGCAGAUUUUUGGGCAAAACUUUAUACCUCCAAAGAAGCCAAAAACCUUCCUGCAGCUCGUGUGGGAGGCGCUGCAGGACGUGACGCUCAUCAUCCUGGAAAUCGCCGCCAUCAUCUCCCUGGGGCUCUCCUUCUACCACCCGCCGGGCGAGAACAACGAAGGGUGUGCGACAGCCCAGGGCGGGGCGGAGGAUGAAGGCGAGGCAGAGGCGGGUUGGAUCGAGGGGGCUGCCAUCCUCCUCUCGGUCAUCUGCGUGGUCCUGGUCACAGCUUUCAAUGACUGGAGCAAAGAGAAACAGUUCCGGGGCCUGCAGAGCCGCAUCGAGCAGGAGCAGAAGUUCACCGUGGUCCGGGCUGGCCAGGUGGUGCAGAUCCCUGUGGCCGAGAUCGUGGUCGGGGACAUCGCCCAGGUCAAAUAUGGCGACCUCCUCCCAGCUGACGGCCUCUUCAUCCAGGGCAACGACCUCAAGAUCGACGAGAGCUCCCUGACGGGGGAGUCCGACCAGGUGCGCAAGUCCGUGGACAAGGACCCCAUGCUGCUGUCAGGGACCCACGUGAUGGAGGGCUCAGGACGGAUGGUGGUGACCGCUGUGGGUGUGAACUCUCAGACCGGCAUCAUCUUUACUCUGCUGGGAGCUGGUGGUGAAGAGGAAGAGAAGAAAGACAAAAAAGGUGUGAAGAAGGGGGAUGGCCUUCAGCUACCAGCGGCAGACGGUGCGGCGGCUUCAAAUGCCGCAGAUAGUGCAAAUGCCAGCCUGGUCAAUGGUAAGAUGCAGGAUGGGAAUGUGGACGCCAGCCAGAGCAAAGCCAAACAGCAGGACGGGGCAGCCGCCAUGGAGAUGCAGCCCCUGAAGAGCGCCGAGGGCGGUGAUGCCGAUGACAAGAAGAAGGCCAACAUGCACAAGAAGGAGAAGUCCGUGCUGCAGGGCAAGCUCACCAAGCUGGCUGUGCAGAUCGGCAAGGCGGGCCUGGUGAUGUCCGCUAUCACAGUGAUCAUCCUGGUGCUCUACUUCACCGUGGACACCUUCGUGGUCAACAAGAAGCCGUGGCUGCCCGAGUGCACCCCCGUCUAUGUGCAGUACUUCGUCAAGUUCUUCAUCAUCGGCGUGACGGUGCUGGUGGUCGCGGUGCCCGAGGGGCUCCCUCUGGCCGUCACCAUCUCGCUGGCCUACUCAGUGAAGAAAAUGAUGAAAGACAACAACCUGGUACGCCACCUGGACGCCUGCGAAACCAUGGGCAAUGCCACAGCUAUCUGCUCGGACAAGACGGGCACGCUCACCACCAACCGCAUGACGGUGGUGCAGGCCUACGUCGGCGACGUCCACUACAAGGAGAUCCCCGACCCCAGCUCCAUCAACGCCAAGACCAUGGAGCUGCUGGUCAACGCCAUCGCCAUCAACAGCGCCUACACCACCAAGAUCCUGCCCCCAGAGAAGGAGGGUGCCCUGCCUCGGCAGGUGGGCAACAAGACAGAGUGCGGUCUGCUGGGCUUCGUGCUGGACCUGAAGCAGGACUACGAGCCUGUGCGCAGCCAGAUGCCCGAGGAGAAGCUCUACAAAGUGUACACCUUCAACUCCGUGCGCAAGUCCAUGAGUACCGUCAUCAAGCUGCCCGACGAGAGCUUCCGCAUGUACAGCAAGGGCGCCUCUGAGAUCGUGCUCAAGAAGUGCUGCAAGAUCCUCAAUGGGGCGGGUGAGCCCCGCGUCUUCAGGCCCCGCGACCGGGACGAGAUGGUGAAGAAGGUGAUUGAGCCCAUGGCCUGCGAUGGGCUACGCACCAUCUGCGUGGCCUACAGGGACUUCCCUGGCAGCCCCGAGCCCGACUGGGACAACGAGAACGACAUCCUCAACGACCUCACCUGCAUCUGCGUGGUGGGCAUCGAGGACCCUGUGCGGCCUGAGGUCCCCGAAGCCAUCCGCAAGUGCCAGCGAGCGGGCAUCACCGUGCGCAUGGUCACUGGCGACAAUAUCAACACGGCCCGGGCCAUCGCCAUCAAGUGUGGCAUCAUCCACCCUGGGGAGGACUUUCUGUGCCUCGAAGGCAAGGAGUUCAACCGGAGGAUCCGCAACGAGAAGGGAGAGAUUGAGCAGGAGCGAAUCGACAAGAUCUGGCCGAAGCUGCGGGUGCUGGCUCGCUCCUCUCCCACGGACAAGCACACCCUGGUCAAAGGCAUCAUCGACAGCACCCACACCGAGCAGCGCCAGGUGGUGGCCGUGACGGGGGACGGGACCAAUGACGGGCCUGCGCUUAAGAAGGCCGACGUGGGCUUCGCCAUGGGCAUCGCGGGCACUGACGUGGCCAAGGAGGCCUCGGACAUCAUCCUGACGGACGACAACUUCAGCAGCAUCGUCAAGGCGGUGAUGUGGGGCCGCAACGUCUACGACAGCAUCUCCAAGUUCCUGCAGUUCCAGCUGACCGUCAACGUGGUGGCUGUGAUCGUGGCCUUCACGGGCGCCUGCAUCACGCAGGACUCCCCCCUGAAGGCCGUGCAGAUGCUCUGGGUGAACCUCAUCAUGGACACCUUCGCCUCGCUGGCGCUGGCCACUGAGCCGCCCACCGAGACCCUGCUGCUGAGGAAGCCAUACGGCCGCAACAAGCCCCUGAUCUCGCGGACCAUGAUGAAGAACAUCCUGGGCCACGCCGUCUACCAGCUCACCCUCAUCUUCACCCUGCUCUUCGUCGGCGAGAAGAUGUUCCAGAUCGACAGCGGCAGGAACGCGCCGCUGCACUCGCCGCCCUCGGAGCACUACACCAUCAUCUUCAACACCUUCGUCAUGAUGCAGCUCUUCAACGAGAUCAACGCCCGCAAGAUCCACGGCGAGCGCAACGUCUUCGACGGCAUCUUCCGGAACCCCAUCUUCUGCACCAUCGUGCUGGGCACCUUUGCCAUCCAGAUAGUGAUCGUGCAGUUCGGAGGGAAGCCGUUCAGCUGCUCUCCGCUGCAGCUGGACCAGUGGAUGUGGUGCAUUUUCAUCGGGUUAGGAGAGCUCGUCUGGGGCCAGGUCAUUGCCACCAUCCCGACCAGCAGGCUCAAGUUCCUCAAGGAGGCCGGCAGGCUCACGCAGAAGGAGGAGAUUCCGGAGGAGGAGCUCAACGAGGACGUGGAGGAGAUCGACCACGCGGAGCGGGAGCUGCGGCGGGGCCAGACUCUCUGGUUCCGGGGCCUGAAUCGGAUCCAAACUCAGAUCCGCGUCGUGAAGGCGUUCCGUAGCUCUCUCUAUGAAGGUUUAGAAAAGCCUGAGUCUCGAACCUCCAUCCAUAAUUUCAUGGCUCAUCCCGAAUUCCGGAUCGAAGAUUCCCAGCCCCACAUCCCCCUCAUCGACGACACCGACCUGGAAGAAGAUGCCGCGCUCAAACAGAACUCGAGCCCGCCGUCGUCCCUCAACAAGAACAACAGCGCCAUCGACAGCGGGAUCAACCUGACGACGGACACAAGCAAAUCAGCUACCUCUUCAAGUCCAGGGAGCCCCAUCCACAGCCUGGAGACGUCGCUUUAGCUAAGGACCCUGUGGCCCACCCACCUGCCGGCCCGCCGGCCCCCCACCCGCCCAGGCCCCCAUCUCACCCACGCAGCAACGAGCAACAACAGGAAACCAAAUACCGGAGAGAAAACCGACGUGUCCACCCACAGACCCUUUCUCUGGCUGCGAUGCUGUUUGAACUCUUUUUCACUCUGAGGCAAGGGGCGGGAUCUCUCUCUACUGGGGGCUGACGGGGAGUGAGCAGUUUGCCCAAAACAAGCCCUUCCUGGCUCCGCCCCGACAUGGACGAGCCAUGCACCCGCC
Molecule: messenger RNA, 4534 nt
Organism: Tupaia belangeri chinensis (Chinese tree shrew)
Lineage: Eukaryota; Metazoa; Chordata; Mammalia; Scandentia; Tupaiidae
Gene: ATP2B2
Product: ATPase plasma membrane Ca2+ transporting 2
Exons: 24
Coding region: 515-4246 (1243 amino acids)
Biological process (GO): regulation of cytosolic calcium ion concentration; calcium ion transmembrane transport
Cellular component (GO): intracellular membrane-bounded organelle; plasma membrane; postsynaptic density membrane
Molecular function (GO): P-type calcium transporter activity; ATP hydrolysis activity; ATP binding
Source: RefSeq, a predicted model, not a curated record